AUGUCGAAAGAACAGCCUACCUCUUCAGUCUCUGGUGUUCCUGUCGAAGAUCCAGCGCCGGUUAGCUUGCUUGUGGACUGCGAAUUUGGUUCUAUCCCAAUGGACUCCAACUUAUGGAAGAAAAGAAAGGGCCUCCACGAUGUGGUUGUUGAUGCCGUUCCUCUUCAAGAGCUUGGCACUGAGGACUAUGGAAAUACGAAGGAUGCAUUCCUGGUGGACCUUGCCGUGCUCGAGGCUGGUGUUACACAGGUUUGGGGGAAAUAUGGGAUUAUAAAAUUCAUUCCGUUGAGCAGCGAUGAUCCGAUUGUCUUACAACAAUCGGCAAAAGACCUUGACUUGAAGAAAGCUCUUUGUUAUCAGCACCUACGCUCAAAAUACGUAUAUAAGGGUAACAGAACGAAAGAGUUAGCAGCAGUUUUAGGAUACGAGAUGAAUAAGGGUUUGACCGACUAG
This is a messenger RNA of Penicillium vulpinum, 453 nucleotides long. RefSeq lists its product as uncharacterized. The transcript is spliced from 2 exons. NCBI's taxonomy places the organism in Eukaryota, Fungi, Ascomycota, Eurotiomycetes, Eurotiales, Aspergillaceae. Bases 1 to 453 code for a protein of 150 amino acids. The record is from RefSeq and is a predicted model, not a curated record.